This is a messenger RNA of Caenorhabditis sp. 36 PRJEB53466, 2379 nucleotides long. NCBI's taxonomy places the organism in Eukaryota, Metazoa, Nematoda, Chromadorea, Rhabditida, Rhabditidae. The record is from the annotation of a GenBank genome assembly.
AUGUGCGGCGUCUUUGCUAUCUGCCAACAGGCAGCUCAAUGCAAGAAAAAGUUUGACCUUGAUGAAGCUCGCAAGUUGUCCAGGUUGGUUGCAUGAUCUGAAUCAGGCUAAAAAAUUCAAUUUUUCAGAAGACAACAUCACCGUGGACCGGACUUCUGUGGCUCUUACCAGGACCAAAAGACCGGUGAUAUCAUCGUUCAUGAGCGCUUGGCCAUCAUGGAUCUAGGAAUCACUCAGCCUCUCCAAGGAACUGCUCCGGACAGACAGGUAAGAAUAGGUUACUGUAGAAGGGACACUCUGUGGGCUCAGGAAGUCGUAGGCUACUUUAUAAUUCUAGAACUACGAAUGCAAUUCUUAUAGAACUUUGGGCACGCUCCGAGCAUAGUGCACUUAGAGCAAACAAACCAAAAUUACGUAUUUAUAGAUAGACCAGCAACGUUUAGUUCACGUGAUUUCCUGUCCUAGUCAAAGUACAAUAAGUUCUUAUCAUUUGUUCUCAUUGUCGUUAUCCUUAUAAAUUUCCGCUCUCUCCUCCCUUCAUUACAUCCCCCUCUCUUCACUUCAUUCACAAAUGAGAGAGAAGUGAGAAAAAAGAAAAGAAAAUCAGUUAAGUGUAAGACUAGACGCGUUCUUUGUGCUGAUACGAGUGACCUCUUGGCUAUUUCCGACAGCUGCCAAGUUUAAAAUUAGAAUUCGAAAUGGCAACUUUUCAGGUUAUUCACAACGGCGAAAUCUAUAACCAUCAAGCGCUGAGAGAUACCGAGCUGAAGAAGUACAAGCUGCUGACUACUUGCGACUCAGAGGUACACUGAAUGAGUUUUGAGACUGCAUUUUUAUUUUCACACUGCAGGUUAUCAUUUUCUUGUACGAGAAGUACCGCGAUGGACACAUCUGCAACAUGCUCGACGGAGUGUUCGCCUUCGCAUUGUGUUGUGACGGAGACUUUCUGGCCGCUCGUGACCCGGUCGGAGUCAAACAAUUCUACUACGGUAUCGAUGCCGAAGGAAGAUACUUCUUCAGGUGAGCCUUAUCCUUUAUGUGCUUCUAGUUCAACUCAAAAUGUUUUAGUAACGAGAUGAAGUGCCUGGAGGAUAGCUGCGGAGACAUCAAGAUUGAAUCCUUCCCGCCAGGUCAUUACUACACCCCGAAGACCGGAUUUGUCCGUUACUUCAACCCGGUGUGGUUCGACUACAAAAAGGCCAUCCAUCCACUGGACCUGAAGCUCCUCCAGACGACUCUCAUCCGUGCUGUGCACAAGCGUCUCAUGUCUGACGCUCCACUUGGAGUUCUUCUUUCCGGAGGCCUGGAUUCCAGUCUCAUCAGCUCGAUUGCAGCAAGAGAAAUGAAGAAGAGAGGUCUGAACGUGCAUUCGUUCUCGAUCGGAGUCGAUCACAACUCCCCAGACGUCGUUGCCGCUAGAAAAGUGGCCAAGUUCAUUGGAACCACUCACCAUGAGUUCUACUUCAGCAUUCAGGUAAGCAAUAGAACUUUGCAUUUGCGCAAUCAAUCUGAUAGUUGCAAUUUAGGAAGGAAUCAAGAACCUACGCAAGUUGAUCUGGCAUCUGGAGUCUUAUGAUGUCACCUCAAUCCGUGCUUCCACUCCAAUGUACUUCUUGUCUGAGGAGAUUCGCAAGAUGGGCAUCAAAGUGGUGCUUUCCGGAGAAGGAGCCGAUGAGAUCUUUGGUGGAUACCUCUACUUCCACAACGCUCCGUCCGACGAGGACUUCCAAAAGGAGACUGUGGACCGUGUCCUUCAUCUGUACACUUCUGACUGUCUUCGCGCUGACAAGUCCUCUAUGGCUCACUCCGUCGAGGUCCGUGUCCCGUUCCUCGACAAGGCGUUCCUGGAAGCCGCAAUGGGAUUGGACCCCGCUUUCAAACGUCCGCAGAAGCUUCAGGACGGAAGAAACUGCGAGAAGUUUGUUCUUCGCAGCGCUUUCGACAUUGAUCAUCCGCAUUACUUGCCUCACGAGAUUCUCUGGAGACAAAAGGAGCAGUUUUCGGAUGGAGUCGGCUACAGUUGGAUCGACUCGCUCAUGCAACACUGUGCCUCAAAAGUCACCGACAAGGAGUUUGCCCAGGCGUCCAAGGUGUUCCCACACAACACCCCGCACAGCAAAGAAGCGUUCUACAUGAGAAAGAUCUUCCAUGAGCUCUUCCCGUCCGACGAGGCUGCCAAAACAGUCAGAAAGUGGAUUCCCAAGUGGCAGAAGAACCAGGAUCCUUCCGGUUAGUUUCGUUGCUCUUUUUAACAUGAAAAUAACGCGUUUUAUUGCAGGUAGAGCUUCUCUGGUCCACAACCAAUCUGUGCACAACCUGGGAGAGGACGUUUGCAACAACAAGUCGGCUAUCAUUGAUCAAUCUAGACCACACGCAUAA